GAUUACUCUUUCAUUAAUUAGUGGCUAUCCUGCAUCUUCCUUCCUUCCUUUAAACUUCCGAGUAAUACUUAGUAACGGUUGUUGCCAACAACCCUCACUCACUCAACACUUUAUUUUCUCCUUAUAAAGCCCCUUAAAUUCGUAGAUUCAAUCUAAACAAACAAUCCAUGGCGGCGCAAGUUUCCGACCACCUUGAGCCGUGGCACACCCUCGCCGGAAAAGUGGUGAUGGUUACCGGCGCUUCCUCCGGCCUCGGCCGCGACUUCUGCCUCGACCUCGCCCGCGCCGGCUGCCGGAUUGUCGCGGCGGCACGCCGCGUCGACCGACUCGUGUCGCUCUGCGCCGAAAUUAACCGACAGUUGCCGCCGCAGGAAAUCGGCGACGCUGAACGGAGCCUCCGCGCCGCUGCGGUGGAACUGGAUAUCACAGCCGACGGCCCUGCCAUUGAGAGGUACGUGCAGAAGGCGUGGGAGGCGUUUGGCCACAUUGAUGCGUUAAUCAACAAUGCCGGUAUUAGAGGAAAUGUGAAAUCAGCCUUGGAAUUAUGUGAGGAGGAAUGGAAUCAAGAGUUCAAGACGAACAUAACUGGGACCUGGUUGGUGUCAAAAUAUGUGUGCAAACACAUGAGUGAUGCACACCGGAAAGGGUCAAUUAUCAACAUUGCUUCAAUUGCAGGUUUGAAUCGCGGUCAAUUGCCUGGAGGUGUUGCAUAUUCAUCUUCGAAAGCAGGCGUUAAUAUGCUCACAAGGGUGAUGGCAUUGGAAUUGGGGCCACAGAAAAUAAGAGUGAAUUCCAUAUCACCUGGACUUUUCAAAUCUGAAAUCACUGAGAAAUUAAUGGAGAAAAAUUGGUUGAAUAACGUGGCCUUGAAAACAGUACCCUUGAGGAAAUUCGGCACUGCCGAUCCAGCAUUAACAUCGAUGGUUCGUUUUUUAAUUCAUGAUUCUUCUGAAUAUGUGUCAGGCAACAAUUUUAUUGUGGACGCCGGAGCCACCUUACCAGGUGUACCUAUUUAUUCCUCCCUUUAAAUGAAAGGAUGUAUUCUUCUUUGGUCUAAACUAAGAUGAUUGAUUUGUCAUGAUUUAAACAAUUGUUUUGAUGAAAAGAAAAUUAUUUUGGAACACAAGUUAU
This is a messenger RNA of Abrus precatorius (Indian licorice), 1131 nucleotides long. Its product is annotated as 3-oxoacyl-[acyl-carrier-protein] reductase FabG-like. The coding region runs from base 168 to 1028 and encodes 286 amino acids. The transcript has 3 exons. The record is from RefSeq and is a predicted model, not a curated record. Lineage: Eukaryota; Viridiplantae; Streptophyta; Magnoliopsida; Fabales; Fabaceae. Gene Ontology annotation, molecular function: oxidoreductase activity.